Messenger RNA from Musa acuminata AAA Group (dessert banana), 1631 nucleotides. RefSeq names its product BRCA1-associated RING domain protein 1-like. Gene Ontology annotation, biological process: double-strand break repair via homologous recombination; positive regulation of transcription by RNA polymerase II; negative regulation of fatty acid biosynthetic process. Gene Ontology annotation, cellular component: BRCA1-BARD1 complex; BRCA1-A complex; plasma membrane. Lineage: Eukaryota; Viridiplantae; Streptophyta; Magnoliopsida; Zingiberales; Musaceae. The record is from RefSeq and is a predicted model, not a curated record. Gene Ontology annotation, molecular function: ubiquitin-protein transferase activity. The transcript is spliced from 8 exons. Bases 1 to 1593 code for a protein of 530 amino acids.
AUGUCAGAAUCUGUCAACUACAUACUUCAUUUAUCGGUUGUGUUGCAGACUCCCAAGAAGUCACCAACAAAGACUAUCAAAGCUGAUUCUUAUGCAUCACAUGAAGUUAGGAGGCCUCAACUCUCACCUUCCUCUGUUACUGGGCAUCCUAUAACAAAAGAUGAUGGUAAGACAGCUGUAGGCUCUUCUCAAACGAGAGCUGGUGUUCAAAAACAAAGGACUUCCAAGAGGCAGAAGCUAAACAAUAAACAUGUCAAAAACCAUACCAUUCAGCAUGUUCGUACACCUAGCAUUGUGUUUGGUGAUGAAUGUGCAUUUUGCCAUUCCUUCAGGACCACUGAGGCGUCUGGGCCAAUGUGUUGCUACAAAGAUGGUAGACUCGUAGCUAUGGAGGAAGCAGGCCAAUCUCAUGUGACACAUGCACAUCAAAAGUGCAUUGAAUGGGCUCCACAGAUAUAUUUUUCUGGUGAUACUGUAAAGAAUUUGGAGGUGGAACUUAGACGUGCCUCAAAGAUAAAGUGCAGCAAAUGCGGGCUGAAAGGUGCUGCUCUUGGUUGUUACUUUGGGAGCUGUCCUAAAAGCUUUCAUGUGCCCUGUGCAGUUGAGAUCUUUGAUUGUCGAUGGGAUUGCGUAAAUUUCCAUGUGUUGUGCCCUAAUCAUUCUUCAGAAAAAUUGCCAUGUGAUGAUGAUGGGCGACUUGAAAAAUCUUCUGGAACUACACAUUUUCCAUCAGUUCAGAUAGAAUGUCGAAAAUCUUCGGGGAAGCUAACAGAACAUCAAAAUAGUGAACAUCACGCAGCUGCUGUUGGUGUUAAAAAUGAUAGAAUAUUUAUUGGAUCUGCUCUCAUGGAUUCAGAAAAGGAGCUACUGGUCAAGUUUGCUAGCUUGGUUGGUGGAACAGUGACCGAAAUGUGGAGACCAGAUGUGACCCAUGUCAUUGCUUCAACCGAUGAGAGUAGUGCAUACGGUAGAACGCACAAUGUCCUAAUGGCUAUUUUGACGGGGAAAUGGGUUCUCACUACAAAGUGGGUUAAGGUUUGCAUGGAGGCUGGGCAUUUUGUUUGGGAAGAACCCUAUGAAGUCCGCUUUGAUGUGCAUGGUUUUACAGAUGGGCCGCCCAUGAGAGGAAGGCUUGGAGCAAUGGAGAAGGCACAAAAGUUGUUCGCAGGUCUAAGUUUUCGUCUAAGUGAGCACUUCACUCUCUCAUGCAGACAGUCCCUAAAAGAACUUGUUGUCACUGCUGGUGGAGUUGUAUUAGAGGAUGAUAUCUUAAUUCCACAGGACCCUUUUGCGAUAGGAUUUCCAGCUCCCUGUUUUAUUUACAAUGAAGAACCUCCACAAGAAUAUGAUCCAAGAGGUCUUGCAAAGGUUAAAGAUGAGAGAUGUGAAGAGGCUAUUGACUUUUUUAAGAAGACUGGUGCUCGAGUUAGAGGCCACACCAGGGUUUUGGAUGCUAUUGCUGCUUUGGAUAUCCGAUAUUUGCUUAUGGAAAGUGCGCCUAAGGUAAAAAUGUUGAUGCUUUUGUUUUGUUGGCUGAGCUUGAACUUUAUGAUUCUCUCAGCAUGUACUAUGUCGUUUUUGUUGCACUUGUAGACAGUUGGAAGCACCAUCUGUAUAUAAUGCUACAUUUG